This is a messenger RNA of Cyclopterus lumpus (lumpfish), 1556 nucleotides long. Its product is annotated as zinc finger protein with KRAB and SCAN domains 8-like. Bases 126 to 1433 code for a protein of 435 amino acids. Gene Ontology annotation, cellular component: nucleus. NCBI's taxonomy places the organism in Eukaryota, Metazoa, Chordata, Actinopteri, Perciformes, Cyclopteridae. The record is from RefSeq and is a predicted model, not a curated record. The transcript is spliced from 4 exons.
CAUCCAGGCGCUGCCUCUCCCGUCUGUAGCAUCCGCUGUAUGAGAGUAUGAGAGCACUGCAUUAGCUGGAAGACGGUAUUGUUGUCGUGUUGCUCGUUGUUUUUUUGUUUUUUUAAAUAGCAGCAAUGUCUUCAGUUGAAUAUCUGAGAGUGUUAAUCAACCAGCGACUCACUGCCGCUGCGGAGGAAAUAUUCGGACUUUUAAAAACAACUAUUGUCGAGUACGAGGAGGAGAUCGACCGUCAGCGCGGAUUACUGGAUACUAUUUGGAAACCCGACUUGAAGUUAUACAGGAUAAAGCUCCCACAGCAACGUGUCUGUGAGGAGGAAGAGCAGGAGGAGGAGGAGGAGGAGGAGGAUGAGGUUUUCUCUGAGCAGCAGCUUCUCUAUGAGCAGCAGCUCUCUAUUCAGGAGAGGAGCUCCAGUCUGGACCAAGAGGACCCAGAGCCUCCACAGAUUAAAGAGGAACAGGAGGAACUCUGCACCAGUCAGGAGGGAGAGCUGCUUGAGCUGAAGCAGGAGACUGAGACCUUCAUGUUGACUCCUACUUAUGAGCAAAGUGACCACAGUGAAGAUCAGUAUCUGUACUUCAAUCCUGAUGAUACAGUCAACAUACCAGUUAUAGGCUCUGUGGUACCAGAGUCAAACACGGACCGCCAGCUCCUCUCACACAACUGUCACAGUGAAUCAGAAGCAACAAGUGACCACCAGCUCCUCUCUUACGUCUCUCAUGUAGCUGACAGCCACGAUCAGACAGGAUCAACUAUAAAUGCAGAGCUAAAAAAAAGACAUCCCGAAAGCAAAAUUCACAGUAACAAUAUAAACAACUUUAACUUGUUAAAGACUCCGCCUUUCAAAUGCGACACAUGUGGAAAGUCAUUUCAGUUUAAGUCCAAUUUGUAUGCGCACAAUAAAAUCCACACAGAUGAGAGGCCACAUUCUUGCAACGUCUGCGGAAAAAGAUUCAGACAGACGUCGGUAUUGAAAGCUCAUACAAGAAUCCACACUGGGGAGAAGCCGUACUCUUGCAAGACAUGUGGGAGAGAUUUCAGAUUUAAUAGUGGCUUGUUGGUUCACAUGAGAACACACACAGAGUGGAACAGGGGGAAGCUCCAGAGGAGACGCCUCUUUCUCGAGGAACUUGGAAAGGCACUGGUGAAACCACAAAUCCUGAGAAGACAGCAUGUUCCGAGAACCUCAGCCUCUGCAGCCACCGUGAGGAGGAUUCAGGAGGACAAUGCCAGUGCCCCAUCCACCCAACCUACAGAACCACCAUCUGCAGAGCCUGAGGUUGCGGCCGGCAGCAACAAAAAGAAACGCUGCGAAGUGUGUGGACCCAAGACGGACAGAAAGACGCAAUAUACAUGCAUCAAGUGCAAGAAGUACAUAUGCAACACACACACAGUAAAACUCUGCCACUCAUGUGUUGAAUAGGCUGGUAUGAAAAGGUAAUGUGUUCAAUGUAAACUGUGUGUUGUGUUAUGUAAAAUGACCUGAUUACUAAUGAAAUUCAGUGAAAUUCAAAUAAAUAAAAAUCAAUAGUUAUGAACAACCUUG